Molecule: messenger RNA, 189 nt
Organism: Nezara viridula (southern green stink bug)
Lineage: Eukaryota; Metazoa; Arthropoda; Insecta; Hemiptera; Pentatomidae
Source: the annotation of a GenBank genome assembly
UUAGUCAAAUUGACUAAUACAUUGUAACGGUUCUGGUACAGCCACAAAUAUGGUGAAAACUUGCAAAACAGCAACCACGUUACUUGGCCAUAAUGGAUUAUUGAUCAGAUGUGAUGACUUGUUGACUAGGAAUUUCCUUUGGACUCUAUGAUGACAUGCAGUUUCAUUCCUUUUUUGUUUUAUUGCCAU